CAACAGGAUGGGAAUCGGAGGCGGAGUUUCCCAUGGAGCCUAGAGACACGGAGCCAUCGACUCGCCGGACUCUGCAAGCUUGAUGGAGGCCAGCGGAGUUCCCCAGGACACAGGCCACAGCGGCCCCCUCAGCCGUUCAUCCUGCUCUUCCUCCCUUCCCCCCGCCAGGCCGGGCCGGCCCCCGCCCCCGCCCCUCCUCUUGAGACCCUCCCAGCUCCCAGCGCCCCUCUUUCCUCCUCUUCCUUCUCCUCUCUCUCCCAUCGUCCUCUCCUCCUCUCCUCCCCUCGACUCGACCUCUGACCCUGCCCUAGCCCCUCCCUCCGGUCCGUUUCUGCUCAGCUCUUUGGACCGGGUGCUGGGGAGCGUCUCGGUGUGGCAACCCAGAGGUCUGAGUCCCGACACUGCCUCCAGAUUCCUGGCGAACCAGCCAGCAGGGACGUUCCUGGCUCACACUGCAGCAGAUCGGGUCACCAUGAUCUCGGUCCGGCUGCCUGAUGAAGGCGGUGCUCCGGCGGUACGCGGCGUGGCGGUCCAACAGCUUCACGCCUUUGUUCACCUGGAGGGAUCCUCGCUGCUCUUUGAUGACGUCUUCAAGCUGAUCUCCUUCUACUGCACCAGCAGAGACAUUCUUGCGAUGCCAUUGAAGUUACCUCUGUCUGUUGCCGUGGCAACCAGGGAAGAGGACCUGGAGGUCCUUUCUGCUUUGGGUGCAGAUUUCUGGAUGUCUGACCUGAACCAGAGGCCUCAGAACCCGGACCGGACUGAUCAGCCCAACACCUACCUGUAUGUCAACCCAGUGCCUGUGGAGGGGCCCAGUUCAGAAAGAAAAUCCUCCAUCUCCAAACCAGAGUCCUUCCUCAGUGAAGCAGUUACCCCCUCUCUGCAGAAUGGAGAAAUGUCAAAGAAAUUACCUCCACGGGUCAAAGUUCCCAAACGGCCGCCCCCCCGGCCCCCUAGCCUGACUUCAGGCCUUCUCUCCUCUCCUCUCUCACCUCCAGCUACGUCUUCUGGUACUCCAGAAUCUGACAGAAAAGAGGAAGGAAGAGCAGUGAGUGAGAAAGAAGGGAGGAAGUCAACAUCGCCUCCACCGCCGAGACCUACCGCGCCCCAGCUGCCCCAGGGGCCAGUGCCUCCUGCCCCCCAGCUGCCCCAGGGGCCAGUGCCUCCUGCCCCCCUCCAGUGUACCUCAGGAUGCCAGCUGCCAGCCAAGGAAGACGGACAAAAUCUUGCAAAGAACACUGAGGGAGAAAAGAGGAAGGAGAAAUGGGGAAGUAGGGCAGGUCUGCUGGGCGAGGAGGUUGAACAGGAGGAGGCGGUGAAAAGGAAAGCGCAGGAGGAACAAGAGCUGAAGCUGGGGAAGGAGGACAUGCUAAAGACCAACUCCACAUCUUCUCUGGCAAUAAAGAAGCCGUCUCGCCCGGUCCCGCCUCCAAGGACUAAGCCGUCCUUCGCCAACUCAGCUGGGGGCUCCAACCAGGCAGCUGGAGGACCAACCGAUCAGAGCGCAGGGAUGAAAGUUCCCCCUCCCUCACCGCCUCGGCGCCCAGAUGUGUCCCUGUAUUCACCACAGGGGGGUGCUGCUCUGGCAGCUGACCUCGAUUCCUGCUCAACCAGCAGCACAGAGGAAGAGGGAGAGCUUAACCAGGAGCAGGACGCAAACCCCAGGGUUCCUGCAGACAGAAGCUGCACCAAAGGAGCCGUCAGGAGAACCCCGACCAUCAUGUUGGACCGAGCCCGCCUCCGCCUCUCUACCGUCCUUACUGGACUCAUCUACCAUGACGGCCGCCUCACCAAGCGCAUCAUUGAGUUGGCCAGAGACCCUGUUAGCUACUUUGGUAACCUGGUCAAGGACCACAGAGCUUUCACCCUGGAGACAAUGUCCAAGCAUACGACGUCCACAGAGCUUCUGCAGGAGAUCAGACAGAUGAUGACCCAGCUGAAGAGUUACCUCCUGCAGAGCACAGAGCUGCAGGCUCUGCUGGAGCCUCAGCAUCAGUACACGCAAGACAAGCUGGAGAGCCUGGUGGAAGCGGCUCUGUGUAAGAGCGUCCUGAAGCCGCUGAAGGAGCCAAUCUACCGGAGCCUGGAGAGGCUGCACACCGAGAGCCGGAGGCAGCUGGAGAAGAACCAGGCCGUGGUCCUGGCCAGCACCACCACGGCGUUGGGGAUCUGCACCUCCAUCCCGGAGGUGGCAGCAAUGGAGCGGAUCAGCCUGAAGCUGAACAAGCUGCACCAGGAGUAUUCCCCCCAGAGGAAGAUCCAGCUGCUGCUGAAGGCCUGCAGGCUCAUCUACCACUCCAUGUCCGUCAGCUGCCCAGGCCGGGCCCACGGCGCCGACGACUUCCUGCCUGUGAUGAUGUAUGUCCUGGCCCGGUCCAACAUGGCCGCCCUGCAGCUGGACGUGGAAUACAUGAUGGAGCUGAUGGACCCGGCGCUCACCCAGGGCGAAGGUUCCUACUACCUGACCACCACCUACGGCGCGCUGGAGCACAUCAAGACGUUUGACCAGCAGAGGUCAGCGACACGACAGCUGAGCAGAGAGGUCCAGGACUCUAUCCACCGCUGGGAAAGACGGCGGACCCUCAACCAGGAGCGGGACGGCCACAACUCUGUUCGGGACUUCCUGACUGUGUUUAGUCCUGAGAUCGGCGUCAACCCAAAAACUCUGGGCGUCCUCCCCACAACCAGCAUCCAGGAACUGACCGAUCAGUGCGCCGCACGCUAUGAGCAAGCCGGCUUCACGCUGAGUGUCUUUGUGGAUGGAGUCCUGCAGCCCGUCGCUCCUACAGACCAGGCCCUGAACGUCAAGAACCGCUGCCAGCCCGGAGCCUACUGCUUCCUCUACCACCCCCCCGACCGACCCGGCACCCUCCAGGUCCGACCCGACCGGCCCGACCCCCCCCAGGUCCGGACCUGUCCCUCUGCCCCGCCUCCUCCUCUGCCUGGUGAGGACUUCCAAAUCGUCAGUCCUGGGAAACCGGAGGAGGAGGAAGCCCUGAUUGACCUUUAACCCCUAAGGUAUCCAAGGCAGAGUGUUGCCAUGGUAACUGCAUGACAGAGCAGGAAUGUAUUUUGACCUCAGAACUAAAGCUGAGGAGAACCUGGAGAACCGAAUCUGGACCAGACGGGUCAGAACUGAUGAUGAUGAUGAUGAUGAUGAUGGUUGGGGACCAAGGAAAUGUGAUUAAUACAUUUUAUCAUCUGGUGAAAUCCUUACCAUGGAUUAGGAUUGAUGAUGAUGAUGAUCGCCAUCAUCAUCAUCACCAUCAUCAUCACCCAGGGUUUCCCCCAGUAUAUUACAGGCCUGGCAGCCCGCCAUGCUUUACUAGCCCCAC
Xiphophorus hellerii (green swordtail) is the source of this 3335-nucleotide messenger RNA. RefSeq names its product Ras and Rab interactor 3 (gene rin3). Gene Ontology annotation, cellular component: endocytic vesicle; cytosol. The transcript has 14 exons. The record is from RefSeq and is a predicted model, not a curated record. Lineage: Eukaryota; Metazoa; Chordata; Actinopteri; Cyprinodontiformes; Poeciliidae. Gene Ontology annotation, molecular function: small GTPase binding; guanyl-nucleotide exchange factor activity. Gene Ontology annotation, biological process: vesicle-mediated transport. Bases 83 to 3010 code for a protein of 975 amino acids.